UAAGUGGCACUUCGUGGCAGUUUACAAUCGGGAGUGCGCACGCGCGGUUUAUUAGAAUAAAGGGAAAAAAUUUAACAGGGGAUAUAAAAUGUUCUGUGAAAUACCGGAUUUAGGUCGAUGCUGCCUCUGCUUGCCUUUGAGGCAAGGUAUUUUGGCGUUUGGAUAUAUUAAUGUUUUAUUUUCGGUGUUCAUGACUGGAGUGUACAGUUAUACGAUACACAGUGGAUUUAAUGAAACUAUGUUGAUGUAUCACGGUUCGUUGAUGCAAGUGGAUGAUGAGAUCUGUCUUGUUUUCUACAUUUUUGACUUUGUUUUUGCGUCGGUACUUGUCUAUGGUGGACAUACGAAAAACACCAGACUACUAAAAGUGUUCUACUAUUACGCGAUGACAACACUGCUUACUACUAUUAUAUUACAAAUUAAUGGUGUCUUUUCAUCUUAUUAUCCAGUCAGCUUCAUAUUUGAGACAUGUGGAUUAUUUCUUUUUGGACUUUGUCUUCACCUUUAUUUGAUAUUCCUGGUGAGAAGCCUCCUCAAGAAAUUGGAGAUAUCUGGUCAGUCAUACGAAAAUCAGCUGCAUCAAAUCGUCAAUGGCGAAAUUAAAGUAGAUACCAACGGCGUAUACCCAAGCACUGUGCUAUCACACGAGACUGAAUAAAUUUAAGAAUACGUUUUAUUAAUCUUCAUUCUAUGGAUAUGGGCUAAAAUUUCAAAAGAUUAUUUUUGAAUAUAUAAUAUUUUUUCUCUUAAUUAUAAACGUAAUAGAAUCUAUUGAAAUAUAAUAAUAUGUCUAUAAUAAUUAGCUAAUUGAUUCUUAUAGUAUGUUAAUAAAAGUUUUAGUUAUUGUAACCAUUAAGUUAAAAGUAGCAACAAUUUUUCUUAGUCGGAGCUAUACCUAUACAAAGAAUCUGUAGACAUUAAAUAGUAUUAGAAAUAGGAGGACAAUCGUGUUCUUAAUAAAUGUAUAUUAUAGAUGAAAACAAAAAUACAGAAUAAAUUUUGUAAUAUUAAAAAAACACUACUUUAAUCUGUAAUCUACUUAAAAAAACUUAUUACUAAAUUUCUUUAAAUACCGUCUUUACCGAAGUACUAGGAGGUAAGAAUUUAAAAUGGUAUGUGUGUGCGAUUAGACAUGCAUGUUCACGAACGAACAAAUACAUCCCGGCAGCGUUUCGUCUUUUGUUUUACAUUCGCACUAGUCUCUGUUCAUCAAAGCGUAAAUACUACGUGACAGAAAGAGACAAUAAUUUCAAUUUACGUUUAUGAUUCUUAAUAUAAUUAUUGAACUUUCUUUUCUCACUUUUAAUUCUCAUAAUAUUGUUAUAUUAACGAUAUCUUUUAAUGUCUAAAAAGGCCCAAAGGCUGUGCUAAACUUAAUUGUACAUAGUCUAGGCAUAAUAUUCGUGUUAAUGUUUUAAGUUACCAACACUUGCUUGAGCUGUGAUUGUUUUUCUAAUAAAUAUUUUUUAUA
Messenger RNA from Pieris napi, 1471 nucleotides. RefSeq lists its product as uncharacterized. Lineage: Eukaryota; Metazoa; Arthropoda; Insecta; Lepidoptera; Pieridae. The coding region runs from base 89 to 658 and encodes 189 amino acids. The record is from RefSeq and is a predicted model, not a curated record. The transcript has 4 exons.